Molecule: messenger RNA, 4641 nt
Organism: Lineus longissimus
Lineage: Eukaryota; Metazoa; Nemertea; Pilidiophora; Heteronemertea; Lineidae
Exons: 1
Coding region: 344-2074 (576 amino acids)
Source: RefSeq, a predicted model, not a curated record
GCCAUUGACGGGUUCAGAAUGCAUGACCGCAGUGGGCAUUGAGUGGCCAGGCGGAUGUAAAACACACUGUGUACAAUACAGUAGGGGAACACCCAGUUUAAGCCAGUUGUGUUCAAGCUUAUAUUCAUGUAUUUGGCCUGAACAAGGUUGACCCUUUGUGUGAUAAAAGGGUCUGGUUACACCCUAUUGAACGCCUGAAGAGGACGAGGACAGAACAGGGAGGUGUACAAGUGUCUUUUCGUGGGGAUAUCAUGACGCCGAGAUUGGAUUCUUACUGACAUUCUACACAUGAGGUUCCAGUUGUGAUUCUGACAGUUACAGUAUAUUAUAGACAAUUUCUAAAAUGGAAACCACCCCUCUUGGAAAUAGUGCCCUUGCUUUGGCGCGGUGUCGUGUUCUGUACAUUGGGACUGCCUUACCCACAGAGACUUCUGAAGGGAGCGAAGCAGUGCAGAAACCUCUGCGUGAACGGUAUAAUAAGGAUGGUAAGCUAGAAGGAAUAGAUUCCCGUCUCAUCGUCUACACAGAUGGAAUCCAGCUUCAGUUUAUUGAGGAUGCGAAAACUGUCAUAUGGUUCCCUAUCCUGUCUUUACAUGUAUGUGCUGCUGUAAAAUGCGUCAAGAUCAUAAACGCCGCAACUGGCGGCCAAGGACACAAUUUCGUCCCCCUUGACACUAUCUCGCCUGAACUGAAGGAUGUAAGUCCACCCAUAUUUUCGAUGAUAACCCGUAGGGUGCGAGGGAUCAAAAUCCUUGAAUGUCAUAGUUUUAUUUGCAAGUCCGAUGCAGCAGCAAUGGCCCUUGUUCAGUGCUGCACGCACGCGUAUGAGACCAAAGAUAUUGACGGGAAGCCGUUAGAUGAGGAUGGCCUGAACACCACGUCCAUGACGGAGCAAGGGGAGCAUGGGUACAAAUCAUGGGUCAACGCAUCGCAGUAUAAGGAAGUACCCACAGUGCCUGGAGGUUACUAUGUCGGUGAUGGAGAAAUUCUUGUAAAGAACUAUGGUAUCUGGACUAACUCUACGAAGAUUGCUUCAAUGAAAAGGGCUCAGACGUUAGGUCCGAGUCACAUGGCUCGCGGGGCCCCGAUGGGUGCUUUGAGGUCCCCAGUUCCUCAACUUGAUGAAAAAUUGGCGAGAGGAAAUGCGAGGAUUGCGUACGUUCCUGCCUCCAUGAUACGAAACGUCAACAGGCAAACUGGUGCAGGGACUAUCGACGCCAGUACUCUAAACAAGUACCUUCGGAGGCAGAGUCCAGUGAGAGCACCAGAAGAUGACACCAAAUCGUUCUACAUGUAUCCUCAGGAUAAGCCACGAAUAUCCUACUGGCAAUCAUCUAUGCCGAUGACAAGAUUCCCGAAGUCACCCGUACCUUCGCCGGAUUACGACCAUCCAAAUAACCAGUUCACUUACCCGCCCCAGAGAUUACCAAGUACGCCAGAGUAUUAUACGACAAGUCCAGACCCGAGCUACCCCCCUAAUCGCCGAGAUAAGUCACCUCCACAGCGAUUACAAGAGAACGGAGUGCGGCCACAAAGCGGCCUUGGAGUGCCGACAGGACAGCGCGAGGGACCACGACACUCUGAUGGCCGUCCUCUCACCCCACCACCAGCACGUGUACAACGCGAGGGGCCUCGGCACUCCGACGGCCGCCCUCUCACCCCGCCACCGAGACCUACACAACCAAGGCAUUCUGAUGGUCGCCCUCACACCCCACCUCCGGAUUACGACAUCGAGGAGCACUUUGAAGGAUACUGGCACGGCUACAGUGAACGAUUUCAGAAAUCGAACCUCAACGACCUGAUGAAAAAACGCGCCAGUCAGGCACUGGACGAACGGGUCCAUGAAGAGUUCGUUUUGAAAAAUGGCGCCCCGAAAGAACCGGAUUUUAAACCAAGAGGGACAAAAUCUGCGAGUAAAAUCUUUUCAAAUGAGAGGGCUUUUUCAAGAUCAAUUCAAAUGGAAAUGGACGCGAGACCCGGGGCUAAUAAGAUGUCUGCAUAUGACCUCUUGGGUAAUGACAAAGACGGGAAACCUUACGAAGACUUAGAUUCAACUCUUGGAUAUCUCCCAUAGUGUGUGGCUGCCAUCUGAAUAUUUUUUUCAUCAAAAUGUGGGAAUCUAGGAAAGGGGACCAAAGAACAAUCAUUGUAUGUAUGUGAUCAAGAGUGCUGUCCUUCAUCAGACGUCGUCACGACUUAGAGAUGUUGCACUUACUUCCUCCUAGCCCUGCCAUUGAUUCACUCUUGUCAUUUCUUGUUCUCUUGGGGUGUUUGGAUGGGGAGGGGAGGGGUAAGUGCGCUGUGUCAAUUACUCAAAGUCCAAAUCAACUCUUAGGCUGUGAUCCACGCAUUGCUAUGCCACAUUCAAAUCGUGAUGACGCCUGGAAAAUGUUGCCGCAGCGCCCGGCAUUCAAAGAUUUGCCAAAAGACCCGUACUGUUUUCAUAUACGUUAUAUUAAACAACCGUUAGUCUCGAAGUUACAGGUUCAAGAACUGUUGAUGGGUGAGGAUAUUCAAGAGAGAUUCAGAUUCCGAUCCGCAAAGGAAACAAGGUGAUUUUUUAUCUGCCUGACGCCAUCAAUUGAAAUUGAUUGUUUUUGUUACCGGUGCAUUAUUUUCAUGGGCAUACGAAACAUUCAAGGCACACUGCUUCAUUGCAGUUCUGACGACAGCCAACGCAAUAUCCGUCGUCAAAAUUCCAAUUCGUUUCGUUCUCGGAUCAUAUUUUGAACCUCUCUAUUUCUUGCCGUACAACAAGAGUACCAAAAAAAAUGGUACAAGAUAUGAUACAUUAUUGUACUAUUAAUCAUUUUGUAACCAAAAUCACGUAGCUGUACUUUGGAUAUAUCUUGGCAGCCAGUUUCUGCUCUCGAUCCACAUACUUCUGUAUAUAAUUUUCUCUAACCAUGAUAACUUUUGUAAAUAUUGCUACAUGUAUAUGAGGUUAAUUGUGCUCUGGCAGCAGUUUCCUCUUAUUACUGUAAACGUUUCUCUGAGCUGUUCAUCACAAAUAUAUAAAAUCGUGUCGACAUUACGUGUACACGUGAGACUUCGGAGUAUGCAUUUUUGGUGUCUAUUGUAAUAUUGUUUCCACAAGUCAUACUAUGUUUAUAUGAUCGAAAACUCACAUGUACAUGUCGUGCCCAUGUCAACAUAUCGUGCAAGUUGACAAUAGGCAGGUUUCGCAAACCGUACGAACUAGGUAGUACGAAGGUCUGUGGUGUCAUAAAGUCCUGUUAAGUGACUCGUAAUACGGGUGUGAGUUUUGAACUUGCCGAAAGUCUCUAUUUUUCAUCCGAUAUCUUGAUGUAAGUGCGAAAUAGGUUAGACAUUCCGUGAUUGAAUGUGACUAAUACCAUCCCUCUUAGAAUAUUCUAUUCAUCCAUUCAAUUCUCUUUGAAAGGCUGGAUAUGUAUUUACUUAAGUACAUGUUUUUCCAUUUAAACAGCUCUUUUCCAGGCAUUUUGAUAGUCGGUGUAUUUUCUAAGCUUGAUAGAAAUUAAGACAACGUUUAAGUUUACCACUCUGGGUUCGACGGAGCUUACUGUGUAAGUUUCCCUAAGCCGUCCAUCACUAAGUUGGUGACUCACUGGAAAUACAUGGGAUCAAUUCGUAUUAUCAUAAAUACGCAAUUUUGCCUUCUCUGAUCGGAUAUUUCAUACGAUAAAUUUGGCAAAUAUUUUGGGCCUACUGUGGUUUUAUUGGGUCCGUAUUUAAACCGCCAAAUGGUAAACCAAUUUGUUAGCAUGUACAGUCAUGACUGUGUGAUUAUCAAGGUUAAGUGUUGUGUAUUAGAAUAUGUUUGAGACAAUCUUUUCAAGUGUGAAAUACAUACAUGUUAGAAUGGUGUGGUUUCACUCAACUCUUGCUUUGGUGAAGCAUAGCUAAUUGUCCCUGAUAUUUACAUGUCAUGGCGAUCAAGUUAUUGUCCCUCACGUAGUUUCUUAAAGGAGUACGCCGUUCGUAUUACAUGUAACUGGUGGCUCAGGAAAAUAGAAAUGCAGUCAUACGCAAUACCGUAGUGCUGUUAUGCAUGCAAAUUUGUUGAAACUUGUAUUUAUAAUAUCAUCUGCAGCUGUCAACCCAACGGUUUUGGUGACGUACAUGUAAUAUUCAUUUCGUACAUGAAUACACAAGAAAUUAAUUCUCGGUAUACGCAAUCGGAAAUUUUCAAAUUAAAAUACAAAUUUCGAAUUUUUAACGAACGGUGUAGACCCUAAAAGCACAAACAGUUGUGACAUGAACACCAAUGUAAUCGUUCAUUGGAUCAGUAAAUAUGUUAUAUUGAUGUACUCAUGCCUUGUGUAACGGGAUUUAUUGUCCAACUGUAAUUUAUUGCGUUCCGUAUAAAAUGCAGGAAGACGAGUCACUUGAUUUUCUCCUGGUGACGAAACAGUUACUUCGUACAGGAAUCCAUUUGUAUAUGUAUUGUAUAUGUAAAGAAAUAUAUCAGUUAAAUAGUUUCAUGCCAAAAUCUCGUGAUAUGCCAAUGUGUGGUUAUAAUGAUUGUAACCGUCCAAAGUCAAUAAUUCUAUUUUUGUGGACAAACCCGUAUAUUUGCAAAUGUUGUUCGUAGUUGUAUCAUAUCUUUCUCUAAUGAAAAUAUUACAGUUAAAUAUAAAAAUAUUUACGAUGAAUUUA